Cinara cedri is the source of this 1132-nucleotide messenger RNA. The record is from the annotation of a GenBank genome assembly. NCBI's taxonomy places the organism in Eukaryota, Metazoa, Arthropoda, Insecta, Hemiptera, Aphididae.
AUGAAAUCAUUUAUGGGUGGCCAGAACUUCAACGAAGAUGAUGAUGUGAAAAAGGCUGUUAGCGCAUGGUUACAAUCACAGGCGUUAUCUUUCUAUGAUGAAGGGAUACAAAAAUUAGUACCUCGAUAUGAUAAGUGCUUAAACAAUGGUGGUAACUAUGUUGAAAAAUAAAGUAAUACAUGUAUUUUAUAUUCAAAUAAAAUUUAUAUUAAAAUUUACACAUUUACAUGUUUUUAUUGCCCAACGGAACUUACUUUCUGGACGUACCUCGUAUUAAAGAAUUCUGUAUCUAAGUGAAAAUUGCUAUUUUAAUUUCCAUUAUUUGCUUUUAAUUUUUAGUGUUGACGUUAUUUAUAAUACAUGUCUAUAUACCAUCUUGUAUAAAAAAAUUCCAAAGAGCGGAUUACGCAUAUAUAAUAUUAUAACGUUCUUUAUAAUACAUUUAUAUACUAUCUUAUAGGACAGAGAAAAUGCCGCAAUAGUCAAGUUAAAAUAAACAUUUAACUUCGGAAUAAUUCACAUAGAGCUGAAAAUUGGUACACACCUUAAGUACCUCAUCACAAAUAAAAUCUCCUAAGUCCCUAUCGAUCCUACCACUGCUUUAAAUUUGUAUUCAAGGUCAAAGGUCACAAAAACCGUUUUUUUUCAUUUAUCUCUUAAACUUGAAGUGUUUUCGUAAAAAUAGUUUAGACAAAAUUUGUAGAUAGAGUAAUUUUUAAAAAAAAAAUUAUAUCUACUUUUUUACCUAAAAAUAAUAAUUCAUGAGUUAAGGUCCACAUACACUGAAGCGGUUAUGGUAAAAUAAAAUUGGACACAAUUUUACCGCCACCGCUACAGUGUGUGACAACCUUCAUCAUGAUUUCAAAAACUAUGAAUUCUCAAUUACAAUUACAAUUGUAGUUGUAAGAAAGUCGAAUUGUUUUGUUCAAUUGUAUGUAGUAAUUGUCAAGGUCAGUCUUGCUCUAAUGUUGAAUCAAAUUCAAUAGAUUAUAAAGAAUUUAUCAACGAAGAGGUGUUUAAUUUAUCACUUUUCGUAGAGCAACUUAUCGAAAUUCAGCUACAAGAGAACGAAGAAAAUGAAAAAGAACAAAGUAAUAUCAUUGUCGAAGAAGUGUUUAAAGAUUAUUAUUAA